Molecule: messenger RNA, 852 nt
Organism: Penicillium griseofulvum
Lineage: Eukaryota; Fungi; Ascomycota; Eurotiomycetes; Eurotiales; Aspergillaceae
Product: lytic polysaccharide monooxygenase auxiliary activity family 9 protein
Exons: 3
Coding region: 1-852 (283 amino acids)
Source: RefSeq, a predicted model, not a curated record
AUGAAGUUCUCCCUUAUUGCUCUCGCAGCCAUUGCUCCAAUGGUCUCGGCCCAUUACUUCUUCGACACUCUCAUCAUUGAUGGCCAGGAAGCCCCUGGCUCUGUCCGGUCCAACACUCGUCCCGCCAAGUACAAUCCGACCAAAUGGAUCAACACCCGCGACGACAUGACCCCGGAUAUGACUGACUUCCGCUGCAACAAGGGAGCUUUCACCUUCGCUGGCCAGACCAAUACCGUGGAGGUCAAGGCCGGAUCCAAGGUUGCGAUGAAGCUUGCCGUUGGUGCUAAAUUCCAGCACCCCGGUCCUGCCCAAGUGUACAUGUCCUUGGCCCCUGGCGCGGCCAAGGAGUACCAGGGCGAGGGCGACUGGUUCAAGAUCCACCAAGAGGGUAUUUGCGACAAGAACAAGGACAUCAAGACGAAUGCCUGGUGCACCUGGGAUAAGGAUCGUAUUGAGUUCACGAUUCCUGCCGGUGUGCCUGAUGGCGAGUAUCUGCUUCGUCCGGAGCACAUUGGUGUCCACGGUGCUCACGAUGGUCAGGCUGAAUUUUACUACGGCUGCGCUCAAAUCAAGGUUGUCGGUGGUGGCAAUGGAACUCCCGGACCUACGAUCAAAUUCCCCGGUGGUUACAAGAAAGAUGACCCCUCGUUCAACUUCAGCAUCUGGAAUGGCUACAAAGACUACCCCCUGCCUGGCCCGGCCAUCUGGACUGGUGCAUCGGGCUCUACCCCUGCUCAGGUGCCUAACGUCGGUGCUGCAGCUCCCGCCAACGUUCCUACUUCCGAUGAGGAAGAAGAGAACAUGUGCGCAGACCACCAUUGGCGUGCGCACCCUCGUGCCUUUAAGCACUAA